This is a messenger RNA of Nanorana parkeri, 1191 nucleotides long. It is a transcript of the gene SFXN5, whose product is annotated as sideroflexin 5. The record is from RefSeq and is a predicted model, not a curated record. NCBI's taxonomy places the organism in Eukaryota, Metazoa, Chordata, Amphibia, Anura, Dicroglossidae. Gene Ontology annotation, molecular function: citrate transmembrane transporter activity; monoatomic ion transmembrane transporter activity. The annotation marks the transcript as partial. Gene Ontology annotation, biological process: citrate transport; monoatomic ion transport; mitochondrial transmembrane transport. The transcript is spliced from 12 exons. Gene Ontology annotation, cellular component: mitochondrial inner membrane.
UUUCAGAGUCGCCUUAAGGAGGUCGUACAGCUUCUGGAGGAUUAUAAACAUGGAACCCUUCCCCCUGGAGUCUCCAAUACAGAGCUCUGGGCGGCUCAGAAGAUAAAGCAGGCCAUCAUCCACCCGGAUACGAAUGAGAAGAUAUUCAUGCCUUUCCGAAUGUCAGGUUAUAUUCCCUUCGGGACCCCCAUAGUUGUGGGUCUUCUGCUGCCAAACCAGACCCUUUCUUCCACUGUCUUCUGGCAGUGGCUGAAUCAAAGUCACAAUGCAGGUGUCAACUAUGCAAAUCGCAAUGCUACCAAGCCUUCUCCAACAUUCAAGUUCAUCCUGGGAUACACUGGAGCUGUGAUCAGUGCGGUCUCUAUAGCGGUCGGCCUUAACGCUCUGGUCCAGAGGGCAAACAAAUUUACCCCGGCUACCCGGCUCUUCAUCCAGCGCUUUGUGCCCUUCCCGGCUGUAGCCAGUGCCAACGUUUGUAACGUGGUGUUAAUGAGACACAGCGAGCUGGAAGAGGGCAUCGACGUGCUGGACAGCAACGGAAAGAUCGUCGGCUCAUCGCGGAUAGCUGCCAAACACGCACUGAUAGAGACGGCUCUGACAAGAGUGGUGCUACCCAUGCCGAUUCUGGUUCUACCUCCCAUAAUAAUGUCUGGAUUUGAAAAGACAUCCCUGCUGCGAACAUAUCCAAGACUGGUCAUCCCAGUGCAUAGCCUUGUGUGCCUUGCUGCCUUCGGCCUGGCUCUCCCUCUAGCCAUCAGUCUCUUUCCACAGAUGUCUGAGAUUGAGACCUCUCAACUUGAGCCAGAGAUCGCGAAGAACACCACCUGCCACACGGUGGUCUACAACAAAGGAUUGUAAGCCAAAAUCCAUCACCUCAGCACGGAGCAGCGAGGAAGAGCCCCCUAGUCACUCAGCGUGGAGCGGGGAAGAGACAAGUGCACCCUGUACUUUCUCCCCUGACAGCUGGGAGAUUUGUACACCUUCACUUCGCUGUCACCUCACCAGACUAGUAGACACGCCACAUUCAAGGUUUAGCAUCACUGAGGGGGGACAAGAAGCAGCACAAAUGUGGCGUCAACAUUUUUAGGCAUCAGAUGAAGAAUACAUACCCACCAUUACUGCAUGAAGAGUGAAUCUACCCACAUGCCAAAGCCCCAGACCCAGUUCAAUGUCCGGAAGACACUGACUGAU